UUUUUUAUUUUUGAAAUGAAAGCUUUGUGAUUGAUCUUGUGACAAUGUGACCCAAACUAACACUGGUCCACUCCGUCUUCCCUUGUUUCUGGACUUGAACCCUGCGAUUCACUUCACUCCGUCUAGAAUAGGCUGCGAUUAACGGCGGCUCCGCCAAUCACCGGCGACACUCUUUUCCGGUGGCCGAAAAAUUGCUCUCUUUCCCCUAUACACCAUUUCAUAAGGGAGAUAUUCGUUUCCAUUAGUCCCAUACUCCAUAGGCUGAAGUGAGUUUUUUCUAAUAAGGAGCUUUUAUUGGGUGUCUGAGAAACAUGUUGAAGCAAGCAAUUGGCAGAAUUUGCAGAACCAGUGUUUAUACUUGCGAAGUAAAUGGAGUUUUGCCUUGGAAUUAUGUGCCCUCAUGCUGUUUCCACAGUGGACAAGCGCAUAUGGCACCAAGAAGCUUUUUCGGGGUAGAGGAUUUCCUUGAUGAUGACAAUAGCCGACCUUACACAUACCAAAAAGGGAAGAAAUCAAAGAAUCCAAAUAAGCAUGUAUCAUUCAAACAAAGAACAGUUGCCUACAUGGAGCCUUUCACACUUGAUGUGUUUAUCUCAAAACGCUUUGUAUCAGCUUCAGUGACCCACAGGGUGACAAGCAAACAGGUUGCAGUUGCUGGCACCAACUCCAAGGACAUCAAAGCCGUUCUUAGAUCUCGUUCAGAUAUACCAGCGUGCAUAGCCAUUGGUCGGAUUUUGUCUGAAAGAGCAAGAGAGGCUGAUGUUUAUACUGCUUCUUAUACUCCAAGAGAUAGGGACAAGUUCGAAGGGAAAAUCAGAGCUGUAGUUCAAUCACUUAUUGAUAAUGGUUCCUGUUUUGGUUGAACCUGUUGCCGCAUGUGGUACCUAAAUGGAGGCAUUUCCCAGUGGUUGCGAUUUGAGUUUUUGUUCAGGAAGAGGCGGACUUUUGAGUUUGUCUCUUUUGUCUGGUUUGUUUACUUUAGCUCAUUUUUGUUAUAAUGGAGAGACUUAGUUGGGUUCGUCUCUUUUGUGGGGUUUUGUGCUCCUUUGUUAGGAGGAUUUGUAUCUCGUGGUUGCAGUCUUUAUCGAAGGAACUUCAUAUUGCCCAUUCUACAUCAAUAAUCUCCUGUUCUCCGUGCUCAAACUGAGCACAUGGAGCUAGACUUGUUCUUUGUUCGAGAAAAAAUGAUCAACAAAUAGUUGCAUGUCAACCAUAUUCUAGCCCAGUUUAAAGUAGCUGAUGCUCUCACCAAGGCUUUAGCCCCUACUA
Molecule: messenger RNA, 1269 nt
Organism: Lotus japonicus
Lineage: Eukaryota; Viridiplantae; Streptophyta; Magnoliopsida; Fabales; Fabaceae
Exons: 4
Coding region: 312-863 (183 amino acids)
Biological process (GO): translation
Cellular component (GO): ribosome
Molecular function (GO): structural constituent of ribosome; 5S rRNA binding
Source: RefSeq, a predicted model, not a curated record